AUGGGCUGCUUCCUUGGCUGCUUCGGGGGCGCCAAGUCCAAGGAGCGCCGCCACCGCAGGCGGAAGCGGUCCCCGGCGCAGUCCCCCAGCGCCCGCGCCCGCCACCACUCCCCCAGCAAGGCCGACCUCCACGCCGAGGCCGUCUCCGCCGCCGCGCCGCUCCUCUCCACGCUCCUCGAGCUCAGGGAUUCCGCCGAUGACCUGUGCCUCACCGUCGUGAAGAAGAAGGUGACGUUCGACUCCAACGUGACCGCGUACGAGGCGCCCCCGAUCCCGGAGGAGGCCGACCCGGCUCCGGCGGGCGGGGACGAGGAGGCGUCGUGGAUGCUGGCGCCGGACUGCGCGAAAUCCGAGGCGUUCCCGCUCAACCACAGGUACGGCAACUGCGCCGGCGCCGCCGACGACGACAGCGACUACGAGGACUGCUAUGACUCCGACGACGACGAGUAUGAGGAUGAGGAUGACGAGGAGGGCGAGGACGGGAUCGACGCCAUCGACGACGACGAGGAGCAUGGCGGCGGGCUCCUGGGCAUCGCGCGCGGCGAGGAGGAGGCGUGCGAGUCCCUCUUCCUGCUCCCGGUCACCAGGACCACCAAGGAGAGCGCCGGCCCACUUGCCGCGGCGGAGGCGCGCGCACCCGUGCUCGGCUCGGUGGAGAAUUUCACCGAGUGGCAGGACGCCAAACCCCGCACCACCGCCACCGCCACCGCCACCGCCGCCGCGCCCAAGAACUCGGACAAGGAGAACACCGUCGCGCUCGGGGUGGACAAGCUCUCCGACCCGGCCAAGAAGAACGACAACAAGCCGGCGGUGAGCUCGGACUACACCCCCAGCACGCCGAGCAAGCAGGAGGCCUCGGUGGACGCCAGCCUCUCGACGUGGCUGGGCUCCGCGGGGACGCCGGAGAGCCACUCCGUGCGCUCCUACUCGCCCAUCAGCCGCGAGGACCGGCCCAUCCUGGGAGCCCUGACCGUGGAGGACAUCAAGAUAUCCUCGGCCAACUCGUCGCCCAGUCGCCGGUCAAGGUCCCCGAGCCCGAGCCCCGAUGACAUGCCCAUCCUCGGCACCGUGGGGGCUUACUGGAACUGCAGCGACAAUUCCGUGACGAGAGGGGGGUUUAUGAAGACCAGGAGCAGAUUUGGGCAGACUGAUGAUCUUGCGAUGAUUAUUUGUGUAGAAUUUCGCAUGAUGAAAUGGUGA
Lolium rigidum is the source of this 1200-nucleotide messenger RNA. RefSeq lists its product as uncharacterized. Bases 1 to 1200 code for a protein of 399 amino acids. The record is from RefSeq and is a predicted model, not a curated record. The transcript is spliced from 3 exons. Lineage: Eukaryota; Viridiplantae; Streptophyta; Magnoliopsida; Poales; Poaceae. Gene Ontology annotation, biological process: male meiosis II.